This is a messenger RNA of Urocitellus parryii (Arctic ground squirrel), 8737 nucleotides long. It is a transcript of the gene Brwd1, whose product is annotated as bromodomain and WD repeat domain containing 1. Gene Ontology annotation, molecular function: protein binding. The record is from RefSeq and is a predicted model, not a curated record. Gene Ontology annotation, cellular component: nucleus. Gene Ontology annotation, biological process: regulation of transcription by RNA polymerase II; cytoskeleton organization; regulation of cell shape. Lineage: Eukaryota; Metazoa; Chordata; Mammalia; Rodentia; Sciuridae.
CCAGGCCCCUGCCUGCCGCCCCCGCCCGCGCCCCCCAGCCGCAGGAAGCCACAAGAGGCGGGCGCGCUCCCUCGGCGCGGGCCCGAGGCUCGCGUCGCUGAGCCUCCGGAGGGACUACUUUUCGUCCCCGCGGCGGGGCUACUUCCUCCCCCGCGGAGGCGUCGGGCGCUGGCGGCGCGCACGGCAUGGCGGCGGCGGCGCGCGCCUGAGGAGAGGGGACGCCGGCGCGGUGAGGCCUCGGCGCGGCCUACACGCUUCGCUCGCCCGCUCGCUCCCCGCUCCGCGCCCGGCCAUGGCGGAGCCCGCGCCUGCCCGACGUCCGGUGCCGCUCAUCGAGUCGGAACUGUACUUCCUCAUCGCUCGGUACCUAUCGGCCGGCCCGUGCCGCAGAGCCGCCCAGGUGCUGGUGCAGGAGCUGGAGCAGUACCAGCUGUUGCCGAAGAGGUUGGACUGGGAGGGCAACGAGCACAACAGGAGCUACGAGGAAUUGGUCUUGUCCAAUAAGCAUGUGGCUCCUGAUCAUCUGUUGCAAAUCUGCCAGCGCAUCGGCCCUAUGUUGGAUAAAGAAAUUCCACCCAGUAUUUCAAGAGUCACUUCUUUACUUGGUGCAGGAAGGCAGUCUUUGCUACGUACAGCAAAAGACUGCAGGCACACAGUGUGGAAGGGCUCUGCCUUUGCUGCUCUUCAUAGAGGAAGACCUCCUGAAAUGCCCGUGAACUAUGGCUCUCCUCCAAAUCUUGUGGAGAUACAUCGAGGAAAACAGCUCACAGGGUGUUCCACUUUUAGCACAACAUUUCCAGGAACUAUGUAUCAGCAUAUAAAAAUGCACAGAAGGAUUCUCGGACAUCUAUCUGCUGUUUACUGUGUAGCAUUUGAUAGAACAGGACAUAGAAUCUUUACAGGUUCAGAUGAUUGUUUGGUAAAGAUUUGGUCAACACAUAAUGGCCGCCUGUUAUCUACAUUAAGAGGUCAUUCUGCAGAAAUUUCAGAUAUGGCAGUGAAUUAUGAGAACACUAUGAUUGCUGCAGGGAGCUGUGAUAAAAUCAUCAGAGUGUGGUGCUUGAGAACCUGUGCUCCUGUUGCAGUGCUCCAAGGACACACAGGAUCAAUUACAUCUUUACAGUUUAGCCCUAUGGCCAAAGGCUCUCAAAGGUAUAUGGUUUCCACUGGUGCUGAUGGAACAGUUUGCUUUUGGCAGUGGGAUUUAGAAUCUCUGAAAUUCAGUCCACGCCCCCUGAAGUUCACUGAAAAGCCUCGGCCAGGUGUUCAAAUGCUUUGUUCUUCUUUUAGUGUUGGUGGUAUGUUUUUAGCUACAGGUAGUACUGAUCAUGUAAUCAGAAUGUACUUUUUGGGUUUUGAAGCACCUGAAAAAAUCGCAGAACUUGAAAGCCACACUGAUAAAGUAGAUAGUAUUCAAUUUUGCAACAAUGGUGAUCGGUUCCUAAGUGGUAGCAGAGAUGGAACAGCACGAAUUUGGAGAUUUGAGCAGUUAGAAUGGAGAAGUAUUUUAUUGGAUAUGGCUACCAGAAUCUCUGGAGACUUAUCUUCAGAAGAAGAAAGGUUUAUGAAACCCAAGGUAACAAUGAUAGCUUGGAAUCAGAAUGAUAGCAUUGUUGUUACAGCUGUGAAUGAUCAUGUCCUCAAAGUCUGGAAUUCUUAUACUGGACAACUGCUUCAUAAUUUGCUGGGACAUGCUGAUGAAGUAUUUGUCUUGGAGACACACCCCUUUGAUUCCAGAAUUAUGUUAUCUGCAGGACAUGAUGGCAGCAUAUUUAUAUGGGAUAUUACAAAAGGUACCAAGAUGAAGCAUUACUUUAAUAUGAUUGAAGGACAAGGACAUGGAGCUGUGUUUGACUGUAAGUUUUCACAGGAUGGACAGCAUUUUGCCUGUACAGAUUCUCAUGGGCACCUACUCAUUUUUGGCUUUGGAUGCAGCAAACCAUAUGAAAAGAUUCCUGAUCAGAUGUUCUUCCAUACUGACUACCGACCACUGAUUAGAGAUUCUAAUAAUUAUGUCUUAGAUGAGCAAACUCAGCAGGCUCCUCAUCUUAUGCCUCCACCAUUCUUGGUAGAUGUAGAUGGAAAUCCUCAUCCAACUAAGUAUCAGAGAUUAGUACCAGGUCGAGAAAAUUCUGCAGAUGAACAUUUGGUUCCACAACUAGGCUAUGUGGCCACAAGUGAUGGAGAGGUAAUUGAACAAAUUAUAAGCCUACAAACCAAUGAUAAUGAUGAACAAAGCCCAGAGCCCAGCAUCCUUGAUGGAAUGAUAAGACAGUUGCAGCAGCAGCAAGAUCAGAGAACGGGAGCAGAUCAGGAUAUUGUUCCAAGUGGAUUUUCAAAUGGGGAAGAAACACCUCGAAGAGGUUUUAGAAGAUUAAGUUUAGAUAUGCAGUCACCUCCAAAUAUUGGUCUGCGUCGUAGUGGACAAGUUGAAGGUGUUCGUCAGAUGCAUCAAAAUGCUCCACGGAGUCAGAUUGCUACAGAGCGUGACCUACAGGCUUGGAAACGAAGAGUGGUUGUACCAGAGGUACCACUAGGCAUAUUUAGGAAAUUGGAAGACUUUCGAAUAGAGAAAGGUGAGGAGGAAAGAAAUCUUUAUAUAAUAGGAAGAAAAAAGAAGACUCUCCAGCUCUCACAAAAGUUGGAUUCAAUGGUUUUGGUAUCACAGUCUAGACAGAGGACGUGCAGGCGUAAAUAUUCAACUUAUGGUAGAAGAAAUGUUGGCCGGUGUGAGUUAUCCUCUGGAAAUGAGUCUUCAGGUUCUGGAAGACAGGAGACUUCCUGUGAUCAAAGUGAAGGUUCUUAUUCGUCAGAAGAAGAUGAAUGGAAGAGUGAUAGAAAAAGUGAAAGCUAUACUGAAAGUUCAAGUGACUCUUCAUCUAGAUACUCUGAUUGGACAGCUGAUGCAGGAAUCAACUUGCAACCUCCUUUGCGAACAUCAUGCCGUCGACGAAUUACCCGAUUUUGUAGUAGUUCUGAGGAUGAAAUAUCUGCUGAGAAUUUAUCUCCUCCAAAAAGAAGACGGAAGAGAAAGAAGGAAAGCAAACCUAAAAAAGAGAAUUUGCGGAGGAUGACUCCUACAGAGCUUGUAAGCAUGGAACACUUAUAUGAAUUUCAUCCUCCAGUUUGGAUAACUGACACCACACUUCGAAAGUCUCCCUUCGUUCCUCAGAUGGGUGAUGAGGUAAUCUAUUUUCGACAGGGUCAUGAAGCUUAUAUUGAAGCUGUCAGAAGAAAUAACAUCUAUGAACUCAAUCCUAAUAAGGAGCCAUGGAGAAAAAUGGAUCUAAGGGAUCAAGAAUUGGUUAAAAUAGUUGGAAUACGAUAUGAGGUUGGGCCUCCUACACUCUGUUGCCUCAAACUAGCAUUUAUAGAUCCAGCAACUGGAAGACUUAUGGAUAAAUCAUUCUCUAUAAGAUAUCAUGAUAUGCCAGAUGUUAUUGAUUUUCUUGUAUUGCGUCAAUUUUAUGAUGAAGCAAGACAGAGAAACUGGCAGUCCUGUGACAGGUUCCGAUCUAUAAUUGAUGAUGCUUGGUGGUUUGGAACAGUGUUAAGUCAAGAGCCAUAUCAACCACAGUAUCCUGAUAGUCAUUUCCAGUGUUACAUUGUUAGGUGGGACAAUACUGAAAUUGAAAAAUUAAGCCCAUGGGACAUGGAACCAAUUCCUGAUAAUGUUGAUCCACCUGAAGAAUUAGGAGCAAGUAUUUCAGUCACAGCAGAUGAGCUAGAGAAAUUGCUGUAUAAACCACAAGAUGGAGAAUGGGGCCAGAAAUCGAGAGAUGAAGAAUGUGACCGGAUUAUUAGUGGUAUAGAUCAACUUUUGAAUCUUGAUAUAGCAGCAGCUUUUGCAGGCCCAGUUGAUCUGUGUACAUAUCCGAAGUACUGCACUGUAAUAGCUUAUCCAACUGAUCUUUACACAAUCCGAAUGAGACUUGUUAAUCGAUUUUACAGGAGGCUAUCUGCAUUAAUUUGGGAAGUCCGAUAUAUAGAACAUAAUGCCAGAACAUUUAAUGAACCUGAAAGUGUGAUUGCAAGAUCAGCUAAGAAGAUAACUGACCAACUUUUAAAAUUUAUUAAGAAUCAAGACUGUACAAACAUCUCAGAACUAUCUAACACAUCUGAAAAUGAUGAGCAAAAUGCUGAGGAUUUGGAUGAUAGUGAUCUUCCUAAAACAUCUUCUGGACGAAGGAGAGUCCAUGGUUGGAAAGUAAGGAGCAACACAGCUACCAGUUAUGUUGAAAGCAACUGGAAGAAACAGUGUAAGGAACUGGUGAACUUAAUUUUUCAGUGUGAAGAUUCUGAACCAUUUAGACAACCUGUUGAUUUGGUUGAGUAUCCAGACUACCGAGAUAUUAUAGAUACUCCCAUGGAUUUUGGAACCGUAAGGGAAACCCUGGAAGCCGGAAAUUAUGACAGCCCUUUGGAAUUUUGCAAAGACAUCCGAUUGAUAUUUAGCAAUGCAAAAGCAUAUACACCAAACAAAAGAUCAAAGAUUUAUAGUAUGACCUUGAGGUUGUCGGCCUUAUUUGAAGAAAAAAUGAAGAAAAUCUCUUCUGAUUUUAAAAUUGGUCAAAAGUUCAAUGAAAAACUUCGACGAAGCCAGAGAUUCAAGCAAAGGCAAAAUUCUAAUGGUGUCAUUCAAGCUAACAAGAGUAUCAGAAAUGUCAAGCGGAAGCAGUUAAAGUCUCAGAUAAAAGUAAUUCCGGAGUUGGUAGGUUCUCCUGCCCAGUCUACCUCAAGUAGGGCAGCUUACUCUGCAGCUCACAAGGCAAGUGCUGGCAUAUCUUCAGGUAUCACUUCUGGAGACUCUUCAGAUUCAGCAGGAUCAUCGGAAAGAAUGAGGAGAAGUAGACCUAUAUCUCUAAGAAACGAUUCUGUGCUAUCUGAAAGUGAAAUGGAAGAUUCCUUAGCUACCUCUUCAUCCUCUUCAGCUUCAAAUAGUUCAGAGGAAAGCAAAGAGUGUUCAAGAGCUCGUGAAUCCUCCUUGCGUAGUGGAUUGUCCAGAGGCAGCAAUCUCAGGGUGACCAGAAAUAGAGCUGCUCAGAGAAAAUCUGGUCCUGUUUAUUUAGAAAAUGGAUGUGGCAGAAAAGCCACUCGAAAGAGAGUUUAUUUGAGUGAUUCUGAUAACAAUUCAUUAGAGACCAGUGAAAUUCUUAAAGCGAGAGCUGGAAGUAACCGAAAAGUCCUACGGAAGUGUGCUGCUGUGGCUGCCAAUAAGAUAAAGCUAAUGAGUGACGUAGAAGAAAACUCUAGUUCUGAAAGUGUGUGCUCUGGUCGGAAGCUGCCUCACCGCAAUGCUUCUGCUGUAGCUAGAAAAAAGUUACUGCAUAAUUCUGAUGAUGAUCAGAGCCUCAAGUCAGAAAUUGAAGAGGAAGACCUAAAAGAUCAAGAACAGCCAUUACAAGCAACCAGUUCUCAUGCUGCCCAGAACACUGUCAAUGACUCUGAAAAUGGAGAUUCAGAAUCAGAAAGUGACUUGCGGGUAGCCCGGAAAAAUUGGCACGCUAAUGGUUACAAGUCCUAUACUCUAGCGACUUCUAAAACAAAAUUUCUUAAAAUAGAGUCUUCUGAGGAAGAUUCUAAAAGUCAUGAUUCAGAUGAUGGACAUAACAGAACUGCUGGCCCUUUAGAGUGUGGGCAGAAACUUCAGGCAGAGAGUAUCUCAGAGGAAGCCGACUCUGAACCAGGAAAUAAUACAUUUCGCAAGAAUGCAAAUUUCUUUAAGAAAGCAAAGAUCUUAAGUGAUUCCGAAGACUCAGAAUCUGAAGAAAAAGAUAGGGAAGAUGGCAGAUGUCACAAAAUGGAAAUGAGUUCAGUUUCAGGAAACUUGAAGUGUGAACCUCUUGGUGUGCCUCAGUGUUUGUCCGAUCAUGUAUCUGAAACUGAUUUAGAUUCUGAUGAUGACAAAGUAAAGGAAAAGGCAAACACUGUCAUGAAUGAUUCAGCACCACAAGACAAUGGGCAAAGCAGAAAAGUUUCCAGGAAAAGGGUCUGCUCCAGUGAUUCGGAGACCAACUCAAGGGAGAUUAAGAAGUCAUCCAGAGCCCGAACAGGUUCUCUGAGGAUUACACGAAGUACUUCGGCUACCGCUACCAGUACUAUCAGGCUCAGGGGUAAUGCAGAAAACAUCAGUUCAGAAAGUGUAUGCACCAGAAGCAAACGGGGAAGGAAACAGCCCUCUCAUCCAGCUUGUACCACAGCUAGGAAGAUACUGAGUGAUUGUGAGGAAGAUGAACACUGUGAAGUGCCAAAUGAGCAGUGUGCUUGUGACGGUGAGCCAUCCGAACCUGAUGCAGAAAGGAGUGCAGGAAACUUUAGUCGGUCUUUAAAUGGAGACUCGGACUCUGAAGGCAUUUGGAAUUCAGAACACAACAGUCAUAUCAAUAAUCACAACACAAAUGUACCUUCUAAGACAAAGAAUUCCUCUGUUGGGUCUUCAGAAGAGGAUUCAAAAAACCAUGUUCCAGGGAGUGAGAACAGUAGAAAAUUUUCUUCUGAGUCAACUUUUGUGCAAAAAGCAACCACAGAAAGUAAUUUUGAAGAAGAAUUGAAUUAUGGGCUACGAAGAUGGAAUGGCAGAAGACUCAGAACAUAUGGAAAGGCACCUUUCAGUAAGACGAAAGUGAUUCGUGAUUCACAAGCAACAGCAGAGACAGAAAUAAAAAGGAAGAGACUGCAUCCUGAACUGGAAAAUGUGAAAAGAGUUGAAGCAACUGGGAGUACAAAGUGCAGACCUGACACCAGUCCCAAAUCAACAGAUCUGGGAUCUCUAACGGAGUCAGAUGUUGACUGUACUGAUAAUACAAAAACCAAAAGGAGGAAAGCGAAAGGAAAAGCAAAAGUAGUUAGAAAAGAAUCUGUUCCUAGAGACAGAGAACCCCAAACAAAAAUGCGAACAUGUAUGCAUAAUCAGAAGGAUGCAGUGCAAAUGCCUAGUGAAACUCUGAAAGCAAAAAUGGUACCUGAGAAAGUUCCCCGCAGAUGUGCUACUGUUGCUGCAAAUAAAAUAAAGAUAAUGAGUAAUCUAAAGGAAACGAUUUCAGGACCAGAAAAUAUCUGGAUUAGGAAGAGUAGCAGAAAACUGCCCCAUCGAAAUGCUUCUGCUGCGGCUAAGAAAAAGUUACUGAAUGUUUAUAAAGAGGAUGAUACAACCAUAAAUUCUGAAAGUGAAAAAGAGCUAGAAGAUACUAAUAGCAAAGUGAUUUUUUUUAGGCGGUUCAGAUCCUGGAAAGAAAAAGCACAAUAGUGACUGACAAUGUAGAAGUGRUAUCUGAAAACAAGCAGGGGCCUCCCGGAAGCUGGCAGUUGCAUUAUGCUCUAAGCCCUAAAGCUAAUCCCUUCUUGGCAUCUUUUGAGGAAUUUCUUAAAAGCCAUACUCCAGUGGGCGGAGUGGGAGGAAGGUUUCCUUCCAGCCAGCCCUUGAACUAACACAUUAUACAGGGGGGUCUGAUGAGGAAGCAGAUUGYGGAGUCUGUAGUUUGAGAGGUGGAAAGAAAAGGCAAUGGGCCUAAGAGUGAGGCUCCUUUAUAGAGAACAAGGUCCUUAAAACCUGACUCCUUGAAGGAAGAAAAUGGGAAGUGGACAGGAUAUGUAGGAAGGAUGGAAAAAAAUUUUUCAACACCUCAACCUGACACUAAUUUUAAGAUUUUUUUUCAUUUGAAUAUAAAAAUUCCGGCCACCAUGAUUAUGGUGUCAUUACUGAAACUGGAAAAAUAUAUAGAUUCAUUUUCAAAGUAAAGUGCUGGUGAGCCUAUUUGUCUUUUGAGUGAAGCAAAAACUUCAACUAGAUCUAAUUCCUAAAUUUCACAUCCAAAGGUCAAAACAAAAGUUGCAGAAGGGGAUUUAAUGCUGGAGUUCUGAAGCAGCGUUGGAAAUAGGCAGAUAGAGGAAAUCCAUUGAUGUCUUAUUUUGUUUAAAACUUUGGGAUUCAUACUGAAUGAUGACCACUUGGUAUGACUAAUUCAGGGAAAAUAUAUUUUUCUAUGAAAGCUCUGAAGUGACUAUCACUUUUCCUUGUUUCAUGUAGCAGCAAAAAUUAAGAGGCAGGCUUAGUUUUAAUCAGAAAAUAAAAAGUAGAGCUUAAGAUCAAAGCAGUCAUAUUUUUAGAUUAUAGAGUGAAAUAUCACCUUUAUCCUCAGCAACUUAAGAGUUGGAAGUUGAACAAUGGGAAAACUUAUUACAAUCUCAUCACAAACUUUUAUGGCAGCAUGUCUGGCUUAUAUCAUUGUGGCCUUUGCUAGGAUUAGAAAAUCUGAUCAUGGUACUACAAAAAUUUUAUUUGUAAUGGGGCUUAAUUUAUUAAUAGGUAUUUGAUCACUGGAUUAAAUGAAUGUACUGUCAAAUCUUUUUAACUUAGAUGUUAUUGAAAAAAUAAGUUGUCAAAAGCAAGUUGUUUUCUCAUUUAAAAAUAUCUGUGAAUAUCAGUAUAUAAUUUGCAUGUGUAAUUGAAAAAAGUAAAAUGUAGAAAUCUGGGAGUUUCUAUUAAGACUAAUGCUUAUUUUAUUUUUUUGGUUAUACAGAUCGACAAAGUGUUUAGAUUACUUGAGAAAUUUGUGGCUGCAUGUCUGUUUUUAAAAAGGCUUUGGGUUUUUCAGUGUAAGCCAGAAUAUUCUAACCUACAAUGUGUCCUUUGUUCUUUUUCUAGUAUACUUUAAUUUAAAAUACUGAGCUCCAAAAUCUUGUUAUUUAAAAUAGGUGAGAAAGGGAAGAAUUCCUAAUAAACUGCUAUUUUUAAGUG